Molecule: messenger RNA, 384 nt
Organism: Pelagomonas calceolata
Lineage: Eukaryota; Pelagophyceae; Pelagomonadales; Pelagomonadaceae
Source: the annotation of a GenBank genome assembly
AGCGUCGGGGACCGCGGUACCGGUUACUUAGCACCGUUUCGCUGCUACCAAGGCCGCGCCGCGAGCCCUUGCCGCGCGCCGCGCCUGCCGCGAGCUUGCCCUCUCUCACACCAGCCUUUCAGCCGCCGCGCCCGAGCCGCGCGCGCGCGCAGCCGUCUGCAAAGAAGCCGCGCGACACAGCCGCGCAAAGAAUAUGUCGUUCGCAUCGCGCUCGAAAGGCGCGGGCGACGCGUGGCGCCGCUUCCCCAUGCUCUCGGGCUGCUGGAAGGGGUUUGGCCCGUGGCCCGGUUUGGUAUACGCAACCGGUAUAUUCACGGCCUACAUGGUCGCGUCGAAGCUGCUGAAGAAGGACCACGGCGACCACCAUUAGUCGCGCCGUCUUGC